Molecule: messenger RNA, 661 nt
Organism: Cynara cardunculus var. scolymus (artichoke)
Lineage: Eukaryota; Viridiplantae; Streptophyta; Magnoliopsida; Asterales; Asteraceae
Exons: 3
Coding region: 22-621 (199 amino acids)
Biological process (GO): regulation of transcription by RNA polymerase II
Cellular component (GO): RNA polymerase II transcription regulator complex
Molecular function (GO): DNA-binding transcription factor activity, RNA polymerase II-specific; RNA polymerase II transcription regulatory region sequence-specific DNA binding; protein dimerization activity
Source: RefSeq, a predicted model, not a curated record
AUAAAGACAUCUCCGGAGCAGAUGAAGGAAACAACUCCAAUGAUGAAGAAAUGCGAUGGCGGUUCCAAGAAGCUGGAACGGAAAACGAUCGAGAAGAACAGAAGAACUCACAUGAAACGACUUUGCGACGAGCUUACUUCUCUCGUUCCCUCCUUAUUCUCCCAAUCCUCUAAGUGUUUUACGCAGGAUAGCAUAUUCGAUCAAUCAAUUGCUUAUAUCGAGCAAUUACAGAAGAUAGUGGAACGAUCGACGGAGAAGAGGAUCGAAGCAUCGAGAUUGGUUAACAAGAGAGAUAGAGAUAAUACAGAUUAUGAUGUUAGAGACGAUCAACCGGCGGUAACCUGCGACGGCGUAAGGCUGCCGACGGUGGAGGUGAAAGAAUUUGAUGAUGGUUUGCAAGUGCGUUUGACGAGUAGAUCGAAAAGGAAUUUCACGUUUUCCGACGUCGUUAGGAUAGUAGAGGAUGGAGGAGGUGAGGUGGUGAAUGGUGGUUACACCACUUUAGGUGAAAAAGUCUUUUAUACCCUCCAUGCUAAGGCAAGAAUUCCGAGGAUUGGUGUAGAGACGACAUGCAUAUACGAAAGACUACAAGAGUUAAUCAACGAAGCUCGUAAAGAUUGAGAAAAAGACAAAAUAUCAACUCUUUUUAUACAGUAAUUAU